CCGCCCCGGCCCAGACGGUCCCCGCCCGGGGCAGGCGGCAGCGGGGCCCCGCUCUGGAGCAGCCGCCGGGAGCCCUGACGGUCCUGCUCCCGGGCCCGGGGUCUCGCUGUCUUCCCUCCGACCCAGGCGCGUCCCACGCACGAGGGGCCCCAGACCUCGGACCCACGGCCCCCGACCGUGCUGUGCGCCCUGCUUGUCCCCGGACGCCCGGGGUCCUCUUCCAGCUCCACUGCACAGCGCUGCGACCUGCGGGCGCCUGGGGGCCCUGACUCAGACCUCCCCACCUGCGGGUCCCGCCGCCCCGUCCUCCUCUCGGUUCCCGAGUCGCGUGACUUCCAUGUCGCGCCUCCUCGGACUCUGACCUCCAGCUCCCGCACUCCGAGAGCUUCACCCUGGUGGCCGCUGAGCCACGGCCGGCCGGCGUCCUGACCCAAAGAUCCCGACUGGGCCUCUUACAAGCUGGGCAUCUUCAUCUGCCUCAACUGCUCGGGGGUCCACCGCAACUUCCCGGACAUCAGCAAAGUUAAAUCCGUGAGGCUUGACUUCUGGGACGACAGUAUCGUGGAGUUUAUGAUCCACAACGGAAACCUCCGUGUAAAGGCCAAGUUUGAAGCCAGAGUUCCAGCUUUCUACUACAUCCCCCAAGCCAGCGACUGCCUGGUCUUAAAGGAACAAUGGAUUCGAGCUAAGUAUGAGAGACAGGAAUUUAUGGCUGAUGGGAAAACCAUCUCACCCCCAGGUAACCGAGAAGGAUUCCUGUGGAAGCGGGGAAGGGACAACGCACAGUUCCUGAGAAGAAGGUUUGUCCUUCUGGCAAGAGAGGGCCUCCUGAAGUACUACACUAAGGAAGAGGGUAAAACCCCUAAAGCUGUCAUCAGCAUCAAGGACUUGAAUGCCACCUUCCAGACAGAGAAGAUAGGGCACCCGCAUGGGCUGCAGAUCACCUACAGGAAAGAGGGCCACACCAGGAACCUGUUUGUGUACCAUGAAAACGGGAAGGAGAUAGUGGACUGGUUCAACGCCCUCCGCGCGGCCCGUCUGCAGUACCUAAAAAUGGCCUUUCCUGAGCUCCCAGAGUCUGAGCUCCUGCCCCUCCUCACCAGGAACUACCUCAAACAAGGCUUCAUGGAAAAGACUGGCCCAAAGCAGAGAGAACCUUUCAAGAAAAGGUGGUUCGCUCUGGAUUCCCAGGAGCGGAGGCUGCUCUAUUACAAGAACCCGCUGGAUGCUUUUGAGCAGGGCCAGGUUUUUCUCGGGAGCAAUGAGCAGGGGUAUGAAAUAUACGAAGACCUCCCCAAGGGCAUCCGAGGGAAUCGCUGGAAAGCCGGCAUCACCAUUGUCACCCCGGAGCGGAGAUUCGUCCUCACCUGCCCCAGCGAGAAAGAGCAGCGGGAAUGGCUGGAGAGUCUGCGGGAUGUCCUGUCUCGCCCCUUAACACCCCUCAACCUCAUCACUGCAUCAACAGAGAGUGGCUGCAGCAGCAGGUGACCCCUCAGCUGAGGAACCGCCUGGCCACCAAACACCCGGAGCUCUCCCGGCAGGAAGGAGAGGUUCUCACCUCGGUCCUGGUUGCCCAGCAUUAGUGGCCCACAGUCAGUAACCAUCCCUGGCAGUGAACUUCGCCAACACUGAAGCUGUGGUGGCUUUAUCCGCCAGCUCCUUGGGCCUUCCCCGCUGCCCAGCCCUAGGGAUGUGGUACAAGGAUCAACACGUAUGCCUUCCUCCCCAUGCACCUCCAGGCUUGAAAUGUCCUUAAGGUUCAGAACUUCCAGAGGUGUGGCACAUAGAGUAAACAUAUUUUAAAAAAUGAAAAUAAAAUAAAAACAACAAGGCCCAGAGCUUUCUCACAUCUGAAAUGGAGACUUUGCAAUGAAAAGGCCCCCACGGCAUCGUGCAAGUGGCAUUUUUUUAGCUGUACACAAAGCAAGGAAAAAAAAUAGUUUAAUCUGAAUUUAACCAGAAGGAAAUAAUCAGACAAAUCCACAUUCUGCUAAACAACUGCGAUGGACUCUUCAAACAUGUCAAUAUCAUGGAAGUUAAAGUAGCCCGGGAACUGUUCUAGGUUAAAGGAGAAUAAACAUGGCAACCAAAUGCAAUUCAUGAUUCUCGACUGGAUCCUGGACACUAUUCUUUAAAAGAACAGCUGUAUACAUGCUCAAAGGGAUCAUAGAAAGAAAAAUAAAACAAAACAAAAAGAACAGCUGUAAAGGACAUAGCUGAGAUACUUGGGGACAUUUGGAUAUGGAUGUAUAUUAGUUAAUAGAACUAUAAGAUUGUGAUAAUUAUGCUGUAUUUGUAUAGGAGAAUGUUCUUGUUCUUAGGAGAUACAUGCUAAAGUAUUUAGGGGUAAAAUAUAAUGAUGUCUACAAUUGAUUCUUAAAAUGGUUCAGCAAAAAAUAAGUUUAUGUGUACAUGUAUAUUUAUAGAGUAUAUAUGUAUGUGUGUGUACAUAUAUAUAUAUAUAUAUGGAGAGAGAGUAUACACCAGUGUGCACAAUGUUAGCAACUGAUGAGUCUAGAUGAAGUAUAGAUGGAUGUUUAUUGUUUAUUCAUGCAAAUUUUAUAUAGAUUUGAAAGUUUUCAAAUUAACAAGUCGGGGGAAAAUAAACACCAAUUUUUCACUCUUCAAAAGCAGUAGUAUUUCUGU
Messenger RNA from Microcebus murinus (gray mouse lemur), 2646 nucleotides. Lineage: Eukaryota; Metazoa; Chordata; Mammalia; Primates; Cheirogaleidae. The record is from RefSeq and is a predicted model, not a curated record.